Porites evermanni is the source of this 8025-nucleotide messenger RNA. The record is from the annotation of a GenBank genome assembly. NCBI's taxonomy places the organism in Eukaryota, Metazoa, Cnidaria, Anthozoa, Scleractinia, Poritidae.
AGAAAAAGCACCAGGCUGAGGUAAAACUCUGUGAAAAAGCUGAUCAAGUUGUAGCAGUUGGUCCCAAGCUGGCUGAAGCUUUCUCAGGUUAUCUCCGUGCCUGUGGAAAAGAUCAAGAUGUUCUCAACCUUACCCCAGGCAUCUUCUCUGAGUUUUCUGAUGUAAAGCAAGCCACUGAAGAAAGGAAAACAUUCAGUGUUUUAGUAUUUGGACGUGGUGAUAAUGAAGACUUUCAGCUGAAAGGAUAUGACAUCGCUGCUCGCGCUAUUGCUGAGUUGAAAGACGAGCCACAGCCCUAUAAGCUCUUGUUUGUUGGAGCUCCAAGUGGAGAAGAGGAGAAAGUAAAAGAUUUAUUACUUAAGCAAGGCAUUGAUCGCAGCAAACUAACUGUGCGUUGUUUUAAUGAAAGCAGAGAGCAGUUAGCCCAUUUGUUUUGUGAAGUAGAUCUUGUUAUAAUGCCAUCACGAACUGAGGGCUUUGGUCUAGCCGCCCUUGAGGCUUUAUCUGCUGGUCUGCCUGUGUUGGUCAGUGGGAACUCUGGUGUUGGCGAGGCCUUAAAGGAAGUUCCGUAUGGUUCAAGUUGUGUGGUGAAGUCAGAAGAUCCAAAAGAUUGGGCCAAAGAAAUAAGAGCUGUUCGGGAGAAAAAACGGAAGCUGCGACUGAGAGAGGCGAAGCUUCUUCAAGGAGAGUACGCUGAGAUGUACAGCUGGCAGGAUCACUGUAAUGGACUUGUAGAACGAAUGCUUGCCAUUUCUCAAGGUAACAUGUUUACAUUGUAAACUGGUUUUCGUGGUGUCCGGAAUAAUCAAGGUCGAGAAAAGUGUUAUCAGCUGAGCGGAAAGCCAAGGCUGAUAACACUUACCGAGACCUUGAUUUUUCCGGAUACCACGAAAACCGAAUCUUAUAAUUGUUUUAUUAUACGUUGUUUUCAAAAAAAUGAAGGACAGACACAGCAUCGCCUGAAAGCAUGCAUUGUGCUCGCGAUAACCUACACAACUCACUAUUCUGCCAGGAGAUAGCUAACUAAUCGGUUGCGCUGAUUUCUAAAAUUAACUGUAACAAGUUAACUUAUUAUUUUUGUUAUAGUUGACGAUGUUUAAAUAGUAAUAAUUAACUGUACCGUACCUGAUGCUUUGAAGUAAAGAAUAAGAAAAUUGUGUUUCUAAUCGUUUUGUAGGUCCCAAUACAGAUGAGCAGCAUUUAUCUAAGAAAACCGCUGUCAUCUGUCAAGUUGAAAAACCCUCUUCUUCUGAAAAACGUCUUCAUAAAGGUAUUCUUGAAUCAUAGAUGAACAAUCAAGAGCAAAUCUUUGUUUUUCUUGUAGAAAAUGUACUGUACUCUAAUAAGGGCUUAUUGAGUUUUACUUGCCAGGAUGGUACAUGCAGUAUCAAGGAAUGUUAAAAAGCACUGAACAAGACUAAUGUUUAAAAAGAGUCCAAAUUCGAUAUCAUUGUGAGAGAUUACCUUCGCCAGUUGUUGACAAACGAGAUUCAUUUCAGGUUUUACAAGAGGGGUGAAAUAUUUCUUAACCCCUUCACAGGCGAGCUUUGUCUGUUGAGUUUUAAGUAAGCUCUGUCCCUGCCUGUAAAGGGGCUGUAUCACGUAAGUCUAGUCUAUUUGUUUAAUUUUUCUAAUUACUAACUUAAAGGUGGAUAAUUUUUACGCGAUAAUGGAAAUGCAGUAAUUAAUAACGGAUAUACUUUUUCGCAUGUACGCAGCUCAUGAAUCCUCGAAAUCCCUAAAAUUACCACUGUCAGUCGGAGGGCUGAAGAAAUGUAUUGAGUCACUAUAAUUUUUGCUGGACUAUCUGCCCUCAAAUUAUUUCCUCUGUUUGAAGCAGUUUUCGGGAUUAAUGGUUAGUUUAUGUACCGUUACGAUACUUUUUUAUCAUUAAAAAAUAAUGGCCUCUCAGUUGAUUGGCAAAAUAUCUCUUGGCACAGUUAUUUAGACAUAAGCUUAAAGGGGCUACGUUACGCUAUAUGCUAUCUUUUCAAAACGUUAAAACGUUUCUUCUUCAGUUGAAUACCAAAAAUAAUGCCCCAGUUUUGUUAUUUAAUUCUAUAUUUAGGCACUGAAAUUUUUUCCCGUCGUCUGUUACUACGGAUGGCAAAGAUGGACAUAGAUAGUAACUGAAAAAUAUUGGGCCAACUUGGUCAAGAUGUAAUGCUAUGACUUAUAAAAUCGCCAAAAAUAUUAUUGUGGGUAGUGUUCUACAAUAAUAACUAGUUUGAUAUCCUCUUCAUAACACCACAGGAGCAUUGUGUGAUAGUAAUGACUGAUUAAAUUGCAGGCGAAGGAAAGACAGCAAAGAGAUCCAGGUCUUUGAGAAAAGGAAAAAGGCCGUUAUCUUCAUGUCCUGUUCCCGCUCCAAAACAACCGAAACUGUUGAAAGAGGAAGGUAAAGUUCGUUUCCGGGUUAUUAAGAGUAAGAGUUGGUAUGACGUUACGUACGUAUGAGAGAGUUUAGGAUGGUCUUGGGUCGUUGGUCUCGUUUUUCUAAAAUGCGGCUUCAUAAGCUGCAUAGCUUACGAAAUAAGAGUGUGACAUUACUUCCUGCCCGCUCAACUUGGCUCAAUCCCAUUCUUCUCGCAGCCCUAUCGCCUAAACAAAAGGACUCCUGAAAUAAAGCAUUUGCGCCUGGGUUACUUUCCUCUGCUGCACAGGACAGUGGCCUUAUUAUUUGGGUCCCCUUUUCUAGCUGGACAUCAUGAAGCUAUAGUUUCGUGGCUUCGGUUACACUGACAGAAAAUCUUGAGAUACUCACGUCUGACACACUCCCUUUUUUUCUAGCAUGCUUUGUAACACGAUAUGCUUAGUGUAAGGUACAAGUAAAACAAGGCCACAUUUAGGUCACAUUUUAUCCUUUUGUCACGUUACUUUCACCGUAAGAAACUAACUAUUUAUCGCUAGCCUCUUGUCAGUCAGAUCGGCCUCCCACGCACACCUUCUCAGGGCUUCGUCACACCCUAGGAAGAUCUGCGUGAGAUGCUCGGCUGCUGAAAAUCGAAACACAUUCCUUAACCUUUGUGUUUGCGGUGUAAUGAACAAACCAAUCACUUGUCAGAAAGUUGAGAUCGAUGUCAGUUUCGUUUUGGAACGCAGAUGAUUUGUACAUUAUUUUUUAAGAAAUGAACCUUAAAAGUGAUAUGUUUUUACAAGAGAGUGUAUGCCACACAGUUUUCCUUUGACGGGACAUGAGCUUACUGGCAAUGAAUAGUCUGUACGAAAUAAGGGGCAAUGACGGGUUCCUAUGGUCCGAAGCACGAACGUUUAACGCCGUGUGCUACGAGAACAAUUAUUUUCCAAAGAGAAAAUUUAAAUUAUGUAAUAGUUUGUUUCACUCAGCGUACCUUGUUUUUGUCAAUUCGUUUGUUUUCUAUUGCCAGUAUGUUUGCCGUGCGUUAUCCGUGGGAAAAUUAAUUAAAAAGUUAAUUUUAAAUUAAUCUGGCCAAACAUAAUAUCCUUUAACCAUUUUAAUAAGCCCAAAAACGAUCAGUGUCAUAAUCCUCCUUGUCAUAACAAUGCUUUAUAAAACAGAAAAUGGGAGGUAGCAGGUAUCGAACCCAGUCCCUUCGGCCCCGAAGGUUACGCUUUGCGCACGUGCAAGAACAAUAGAAAUGACCUUACGAUUAUUCUAUCCGUUUGUAGUAUAAAGUCUUUGGGCCGGUUUAGUCUAAUUUAGGCCGCUGUUUAAAACAGCUUUGGACCUCCAGAUCCCUUCCUUAGUGGGUUAUUUCAAGAAGACAAUUGUCCUUAUAGUCUAUGCUUUAUCGUUAUUUUGAAACUGUUCGCGAUAAACGGUGUUUUGAUAAAAACGUUUGGCAAGCAGAAAUAGCUUAGAACGCGGUUUUGUUAAACACUGGCCAAACACCAUUUAAAUAACGGGCCUUUUAGGUUUUUUUUAUUGACAUAUAUUUCCCGAUCUUUUUGUUUUUAGCAGUUUGGGACAAGUCGGUUGUGAAAUUGCUCAAAGCUGAAUACAAAAGGCGCUCUCAGUUAAGACCCCUUCUUUGGGACAACACCAUCGAGUUACCCCUAGAGAAUGUCUAUACAAGACUUGUAAUCGUUUCACGACGAAAAUCUGCCAUCCAGACGAUAGACGAUAGAGUGAAUGUCUUCAACUUCUUCAAUGCUCCUUUUAAAGGUGCGGAUAUCUCAACGCUAGCGGGUGGAAGUUCAGAUUUGCACGUGGACGAAAGUGAGGCGAAUGCGUUCGACAUCUUCACUUUUCCCGAUAAAGGUGAGGUUGUUUUGACGCCAGCAGAAGGAAGAAACGCAGACUUAAUGAGAGAAAAUGACCAGGUGAACGUAUUUGAAAUCUUCAAGACGCUUGAAAAAGGUGAGGAUGUUAUGACGCUAGUAGAGGGAAGUCCCGGAAUCGGUAAAACUACGUUUUGCCUCAAACUUGCUUAUGACUGGGCUCAUGGAAAAAUCCCAGCGGAGUGUUCCUUUCCCAAAUUUGAAUUUGUAUUGCUCCUCAAAUGUCGUGACAUUGAUGGAAAUAUCAUGGAUACCAUAAGAGAACAACUUCUGCCCAGAGAUAUCAACAAGGAGACCGUAGAGAAAUUGUUGCACUUCAUGGAGGACAUUCAUAACCAGGAGAAAAUUUUAAUCAUUUUGGAUGGUUUGGAUGAGCUGCCUGAAAAAUCCCAACAUCAUGUGGAUGAGCCGCUUCACCGAAGAAUUUUACCUUUCUGUUAUGUUUUGGCUACUUCGCGACAAGAAAGAGGUAUUGAUGUACGAAAGAGAUUCGUCUUUGACAUUCAUCUGGAGAUCAAAGGAUUCACAGAAGGCGAUGCUUUUGAAUAUAUCAGAAAACAUUUCGCAAAUAUUGGUCGAGGACAUUCACCAAAGGGAGAGAGACUCAUAACAGAAAUAAAAGACAACGAGUUUUUGCAUGCUCUCCGAAGCAACCCCCUUAAUUUACUCCUUCUCUGUGUAAUCUAUGAGGAUUAUGAGGGAAAGCUGCCAUCAUCGCGUUCUAGGCUUUAUCAAGUUAUUGUCCUUUGCCUUUUAAGACGAUACUGCGGUAAACACAACCUGCAAGCCCCCGAAGGUGACGACGACCUAGAGAGGUAUUUUGAGAAGGACAUACUUGCACUAGGAGAGCUAGCUUGGAUGUGCCUGCUGAGUGAUCGUCAUGGUUUCCGUGAGAAAGAAUUAGCUGAGCUUGAAAGAAGAUACAAAGGAUUAGUAUCCCGUCAUAUAGGCCUACUUUACAAGGAAGAAAGUCUGAAGAGGUUAACACCGCAACAUGAGUACUACUUUCUUCACAAAACCUUCCAAGAGUACUUGGCUGCGGCAUAUGUUGCGCACAAAUUGCGAAGAAAUCAGUUGAAUUUGUUUGAACGUUUAAGCUUUGAUGAUUUGGUGGAUAAAUAUCGUCAAGUGUUUCUUUUUGUGUCUGGUAUACUGGGGAUGGAGGCCAGCAUUCUAUUCGCCCAGAUAGGUGAAGAGUUGAAGAACCGGGAAGGAUGGAACUGGAACAGGUGCAGAGUAGUGAUGAAGACAUUUGUUCCUCUUUCUGAUUAUGAUCUUGAGCACCUUUUAAAACAAGGUUUGGCAACAGCGACUUUUCUUACUGAAAGCUUCAAUGAAAGCGGACAUGCUGAAAAAAUGGCAGUUACUCUUUGUUCCUAUAUACCCUUCCCACAGCAAGUUGACGCUGACCUCUCCAGCGUGGAGACGUGCAAUAUAUUUCACGUUUUAGAGGCAUGCAAAAGCUUUCGUAAUUUAUCGAAGCCAGUUAAACUUACGGUUCGUGGUAGAAGGCAAGAUAUAUGGCGAUAUCAGAGUAUUGCAGGGUACAUACAAUCCUGCCCAAAGACACAGAAACUUAGCCUUUUCACCCCUGCAGUUACAAUGGACCUAGCCAACGCGCUACACGAAGGCGUAUUUGGAAACACGACUUUAUCAGAGUUUACCCUACAAAUUUCUGACAGCAUCCCUUGCAACGCAGCUGUUUUAAUCGGUGAAUUGUUAGCUGCACGCAGAUCCUUGAGAAAAGUAACGUUUCAACUUGGUAGAGUGUGUGAUGAGAAUUGGGCCAGUGCUAUUGAACUUGCUUUGUCUGCGGACACUCCUUUGAAUUCUGUGGACCUCCAGGUUCGUGGAUCAUUGAGUGAUACUGCAGUCCAUGGUUUAGGAAAGCUUUUAUCAAAUAAAGCUUUGGCCUCGUUUUCCUUUAAUAUCUCUGGAGAUGUGCUAGAAUUUGUAACUGCUGUUAUUAGCAGAGGAAUUGCGCAACAAACUGCACUCAAGGCAUUGGCUUUUAGCGUUGACGGCAACCUUAGUCUCUCUAGUGUGACUGCUCUUCAAAACAGUAUUGUAGAAAAUCGUUCUUUAAGUGAUUUAGUACUGACUCUCUGUGGAGAGAUUCCUGACAACUGGCAGUCUGUUGUGGAAAAGCUUCAUUCGGUAAAAAAGGGGUCACUUAACUGUACUUUUGAUCCAGACCCAGGCAGCAGUGUUACAUGUAAUCAAGUGGCGCUUUUUCGUCCUGCUGUGGUCGAGAAGGGGCUAGAAACAAAACAACACUUUACUGUAGUUCUUUGGGGAGAACUGAAGUGUAGUGGAGCAGAAGAUUUAUGUAAGAUCUUGGUGCAUGUCCCCCUGACAAGUCUGACCUUGAAAGUGCAUGGAAAAUUAAGUCAUGGUGUUGCUAAUGUUAUUAAAAGAUAUAUCGGACAACAAAAUACACUAUCCGCCCUGACCAUUGAUACUUGGAGAAAGUUGGCCCCGGGGACAGGAACCCUACUUCAGGAACUAUCAGAUAAAAACGUAACCGUUCAAGUAAAAGAGCAUGGCAUCUCUGUUGUUCCUGAGGAAGCGUGUAAUGCUCUUAUUGUCUCUGUUGACAAUCCUGCGUCGCUGACACCAAUGUUCUCUGAAGUUAAGAAUACCAGAAAGGAGAGUAUCAAUCUUAAAAUAAUCAACCACAAUGAAGAAAUUAGUGACUGGCCACGUCUGCUAGGUGAUGCUUUGGCAGAAAAUACAUCGCUUACUACACUGGAUCUUAGAGUGAUCAACUACACAAUGAAUCCAGGAAUAGGGAAAGACCUCGGGGAUAGUUUGCUGCGAAGUUCUUCAUUGACAGUUUUAAGUCUUACAAUCAGCAACUACAGUAACAUGGCAAAAGGCUGGGAAUGCAGGCUGGUCAACAGCUUGGCUAAAAUGACGUCGUUAACUACCCUUAGUCUCUCAAUUGACGAUCGUGGCGGGGAGAUGAAAUUUGGAGAAGAUUUGAUGGCAGUGAGGUCCUUGUCUACACUUUCCGUCGUAAUCAACGGCAGUGAGUUAACUUAUUUUUGGGGUAAAUUUCUGAGAAAAUGUUUGGAUGAAUGCAAUUCACUUACAAAACUCUGCCUUACAAGCAACAACUACAUGGAACAUGAAAAUAGCCCUUACGAUGCCACCUUCUUGAACCGCUUUUCUGACGAUUCAAUAGAAAAACCUGUGAGUUGGCUAGAAGGUCUCAGCUUUGGACUAGCAAGUACCUCAUCUUUAAAGGAACUGUUCAUUACGAUUAACAACAUCACCCAUACUUAUUCUUACUCGAUAACGAUUUUAAUUGAAGGACUUUCACUGAACAAUUCAAUAGCGUCCCUCACUGUUACAGUCAGUGAUUACGAAUGGUCGAGCUGUGAAUUGUGGGUAGGCUUUCUGAAAAGUUGUAUAGCGAAAAACAAGUCGCUAACUACACUCACUCUGACACUAAAUGACUACAGUGACGGUAAACAGCAUGGCUUGCUUUUACGAGAUAGACGUGAUGGUGAUUUUCCAGAAAACACCUCAUUAACUGAACUCAAUCUGACAGUCAACAUCCGUCGUGAAGUAAGUGAAGACUGGUUACCAUUUUUGUGUGACCAUUUAAUGAUGAAUUGCUCCUCCCUGAAAACAGUGAGAUUGCAAGUCAACAACCGCUGCGCUAAAAGCAAAAGUCGUAUAUAUGACUUAAACAAACUCCGGUUAAAAUACCGAUCAUUAUCCACAUUUGAGCUCGCUGUAACUUUCUAUGGAGAGUAA